CCUUAAUUAUCCUACGUCUUCGGCUGCUUAAGGAAGGGGCUGUGCUUUCGGAAUCCCUUCAGAGCCAAGUAAGGAGGUCCCUCUCUUUCCCUCUCUCUCUCUCUCUCUCUUUUUUUUUUAAAGGACCUCGUGAAAUAAAAGUGCCGAAAACAAACCCAGGCGAUCACAGCAGCAGCCGCGGCGGCAGCAGCGGCACAGCAGCAGGAGGAGGAGGAGAAAAGUUGGAGUCGGGGCAGCGCUCCGGGGUGGCUGGGCUGCGCGCAGCUCCCAUUCAUUAAGCAACCGGCUGCGGAGGAAGGUGGCCGAGCGCCCGCGCUGCCCACUCGCUGCUUUGCGCACAGGCACGCCAGCGCCGAGCGUCCAGAGCAGCGCAGCGCAGCGCAGCUUUGCACAAGUUUCUGCUCGGGAGUUGGCUCUUUUCCCCUUGGACUUUCGAACGAUUCGGGGUUGAGACAGGAAAAGCAGAGGAGCACCAGGGGAGUAGAAAGCCCCGCCGCUUGCGUUGGAAGCGGGCAGCGGGGCCGCUUUCUCCCGCUGCACCCCGAGCCAGACCCGCCACUCUCCCGAGCAGCCUCGGCCAGGAGGCGACCCGGGUGUCUGGGUGUGUGACUGCUGUCUCGGGGCCAGCGCCAUGCAAAACUACAGGUACGACAAGGCGAUCGUCGCGGAUAGCAAGAACGGCGGCAGCCCGGCGCUCAACAACAACCCGAGGAAGGGCGGCAGCAAGCGGGUGCUGCUCGUCUGCCUGGACCUCUUCUGCCUCUUCAUGGCGGGCUUGCCCUUCAUCAUCAUCGAGACAAGCACCAUCAAGCCUUACCACCGGGGCUUCUACUGCAAUGACGAGAGCAUCAAGUAUCCGCUGAAAACCGGCGAGACGAUUAACGACGCCGUGCUCUGCGCCGUGGGGAUUGUCAUCGCCAUCCUCGCGAUCAUCACAGGGGAAUUCUACCGCAUCUAUUACCUGAAGGAGAAGUCCCGGUCGACAGUCCAGAAUCCCUAUGUGGCAGCCCUCUAUAAGCAAGUGGGCUGCUUCCUCUUCGGCUGUGCCAUCAGCCAGUCCUUCACAGAUAUUGCCAAAGUCUCCAUUGGGCGCCUGCGUCCUCACUUCUUGAGCGUCUGCAACCCUGAUUUCAGCCAGAUCAACUGCUCCGAGGGCUACAUUCAAAACUACAAAUGCAGAGGCGAUGACAGCAAAGUCCAGGAAGCCAGGAAGUCCUUCUUCUCUGGCCACGCAUCCUUCUCCAUGUACACUAUGCUGUAUUUGGUGCUGUACCUGCAGGCCCGCUUCACCUGGCGAGGUGCCCGCCUGCUCCGGCCCCUCCUGCAGUUCACCCUGAUCAUGAUGGCCUUUUACACGGGACUGUCCCGAGUGUCCGACCACAAGCACCAUCCCAGUGACGUCCUGGCGGGAUUUGCUCAAGGCGCCCUGGUGGCCUGCUGCAUAGUGUUUUUCGUGUCUGACCUCUUCAAGACCAAGACCACCCUGUCCCUGCCUCCCUCCGCCAUCAGGAAGGAGCUCCUGUCGCCUGUGGACAUCAUCGACAGGAACAAUCACCACAACAUGGUGUAGGCGCGCCCGCCGCCCUGGCCGAUCUGUAACAUGACUGCUGACAGCAAGUUUUUGCUGCUGCUCUCCAAUCUCAUCAGACAGUAGAAUGUAGGGAAAAACUUUUUGCCCGACUGAUUUUUUUUUAAAGGAGAAAAAAAAAAAAAAGUCUUCCUUUGUGGCCUUCCAAAAUAGGUAGCGUUCACCUGUAUGGAAAACAACAGCCAGCCAGCUAACACUGAGUGCCGGAAGCCUGGAUGUGCCGUCGGUUCGAGUGUUCAUGUUCUAGUGAGCACGGGCUAGCUCUGCAACAAACACUAAAAUGAUGCGCCUAGUCUGCCGGUCACCCCUGUGACCCGAGGAGCUCAAAUUCACUUUGUAGCACAGGAUGCCAGAAACAGCACUGAAUCAAGAAAACAGCCAUUAGGGGUUCCCCGCUUAUGUCCCUCUGUCCACACCACUUGAUUCUCUGCUGUGACUUUGGUUCAGGAACUUUUUUUUUUUUUUUAACUUUAAGAGCAGGUUUGCUCAGUUGAGUGAUCACAUCCUGAAUCCAAAUUCGCCUCGUCCCUCCCUCCCUCCCUUCCUCAGCCUGUAGGCCGCAACCACAGUCCCUCACUUUCGUGAUCGGGAGACUCUGUGGAUGAAUGAAUUUCACAAAUAGCACAAUUUCAGAAGAGCUUGAGGGGGGCACAGGCCCUCCUGUGUCUUCUUUUGACUCGCCGUCCUGUGACGCUGAAACGUAGAUUACAGGGUGCUGAUGCUGUGUGCACCAACCACCCGGGCGCCGCACACUCUUACUGCUUUCUCCCUCGAAACCCUUGCUGUGUGCCCACUGGGAUUGCCUGGGAGGGUCCGGAGAUGAGCAAAGAUGCGGUCCGCCAUCGGCUGAUGGAAAGCAGCCUUCUAUGCAAGAGAUGAAGGAGGGUGGAGGGGGCAGAAUGAAAAAGGAAGCAACCUUUUGGCUGCUCCAAGCCCGAAUGAGCCAGGGUAGCAGCCAGUCUCACGCCUGAGGGGCUGCCCUUCCGGAUAAUGAUGCUGUCGGGGGCCUCUGUGGGAGCCGCUCUUGCUAAGCCGUGUAGAGCGCUGUGGUCUUGGGGUUGAUCUCCAGGGCCAGUUCUUGGCAGGUUCUGCUGGGCAGAACACGUGGGUUCAAUCUCUGUGCAGGUUCCUCAUUCUCUGUGCAUAAGUGUCCUUCCAAGCAGGGUCCCACUCCCGGUAGCAGACAGGGACUGCCUCUCCUGAACCUUUGAGGGACAGAGGAAGGAAGAAAUGCUUUCAGAUCUUGGAGGCAAACCUUUCAAAGGGCUAAAUGUAACCACAUGGGUCAACCACAUGCACAUCCUUACUACAGAAGCCGUCCUUUCAUUUCAACUUAUAGCAAGCUAUGAUUUUUAUAUAUAAAUAUUAUAUAAAUAAUGUAUAAAACAUUCAAAGUUAACUAUGUAAGAUAUUAUUUCUGAAACAAUUUUAGCUCUAUCCACUAUGAUUAUAAACUGUGUUUCGACCUGUGUUAUUUACAUUAGCUGCUUAAAGAAGCAUCAAGUUCAUUUUGUUUUAAUAUCAACUAAAAUACCGUAGUUCUGUGGUAGACACUGUUUUUACAAUGGAAGAAAUAACUGCAACUAGAGAAAACUGUAUAAAAACAUUAAAGUGUCAGUAUUUUUGUAAGGUUCCAUUUUUGUAAAGAGAAUAAUAUUCAAAGACUUUUGUAGAAUACAAAGUGAAAACUUGUAUCUGCGAAACUAUACUUGUAUUAAAUGUGCUUUUUAAAUAAAAGCUCAUAACAACUAA
This is a messenger RNA of Camelus dromedarius (Arabian camel), 3340 nucleotides long. It is a transcript of the gene PLPP3, whose product is annotated as phospholipid phosphatase 3. NCBI's taxonomy places the organism in Eukaryota, Metazoa, Chordata, Mammalia, Artiodactyla, Camelidae. Gene Ontology annotation, molecular function: phosphatidate phosphatase activity; sphingosine-1-phosphate phosphatase activity. The coding region runs from base 632 to 1570 and encodes 312 amino acids. Gene Ontology annotation, cellular component: plasma membrane. The transcript is spliced from 6 exons. The record is from RefSeq and is a predicted model, not a curated record. Gene Ontology annotation, biological process: phospholipid metabolic process; phospholipid dephosphorylation; signal transduction.